Gymnogyps californianus (California condor) is the source of this 3393-nucleotide messenger RNA. RefSeq names its product BLOC-1 related complex subunit 6 (gene BORCS6). Gene Ontology annotation, cellular component: BORC complex. Lineage: Eukaryota; Metazoa; Chordata; Aves; Accipitriformes; Cathartidae. The record is from RefSeq and is a predicted model, not a curated record. Gene Ontology annotation, biological process: lysosome localization.
AUGAGCGGGUCGGAUCGCUGGGGAGUGUCCGCCCGGGCUUUGUGGGCUGAGAUGGUGGCGCAAUCGGAUCCGCGGCUAGGAGAACAUGGCGGGGGAGUGAAAGGAGCAAGCAGCAGCGCCCGGUGUUGUUACCCGAGCGGGGCACACCCCCUUCCGCCCCCGCGCCAAUCGCCGUGCGAGGAUGGCGCGAGCGGCGCGCCUCUCCACCGGGCGCCGCCAAUCACGGUGAAACGGCGGCCUCUCUGGCCCCGCCUCGGCCAAUCAGAAGCGACACAAACACUUGGGGCCACGCCUGCUUCCGCAGGCCGCCCAAUCCGGGCAGACACAAACAGAGGGCACGCCCCAGUCUCCGAGUCACGGGCCCGCAGUGCGAAGCGAACGGACGGGACGGGCGGUUCUCCUUGCGAGAGCCGCCGGCCAAUCGGGCGGCACACAAACAGCCGCGGCCACGCCCCCGCGCGCCCCGCAGCCAAUCGAGGGGGACGUAAACAGGCGGCGGCGCGCCCCCUGGUGGGCGGUGGCGCGCCGGCGGGCAGGCACGCGUCGCCCGCCAUGGAGGUGCCGGCGCUGCGGCCCGUGGCGGCCGCCGGGCUCCCGGCCGGGGCGGAGGAGGGACCCGGCCGUGAGGCGGCGGGGCGGAGGCGGGACGAGCGGAGCCUGGAGGCGCUAAGCCUGGCCGCCGCCGGCGGCGUGGCGGCGGCGGGGCGGCAGCUGCCGGAGGGUCGGCGAGCGACGCUGGCGAGCGCCCUGGAGCUGGAGGGUACGGUGCUGCGCGAGGGGCGCCUCACCCAGUUCGUGGCCAACAACCUGGAGCGGCGGAUCCGGCUGAGCGGCGCUCCGCGGGGCGAGCCGCCGGCGGCGGCGGCGGCGGGGGGCGGCGGCGGCUCUAUCCCCGCCAUCGACCCCGGGGCGCUGCAGGACGUGGUGGCCCUGGCCGGGCAGGUGGCGGCGCAGGUGGACGAGCUGCUGCGCAACGUGCACUGCGGCCUGCAGGCCCUGACGGCGCUCAGCGUCGGCUGCAUCCAGACCUACCGCGACGGGGUGGAGAGCCUGGGCGAGGCGGCCGACCUCAGCAUCCGCGCCAUGUACGCGCUGGUGGCGCGCUGCGAGGAGCUGGACCGCGCCAUGCAGCCCGUGCCCGCCCUGGCCAAGCGCAUCCGCGACAUGAAGGGCACCCUGGAACGGCUGGAGGGGCUCUGCAAGUAGCGCCGCCCCGGCGGGGGUCGCCGCCCCGCCGCUGUUCCCGCUGCCACCGGCGUGACGAGCGAGGAGCCGCCGGGGCUGGAAAACGGGGGCGCCGCCGCCGCCCUUGCUGUGCCGGCAGCGCGCCCGCUGGGCCUUCGCCGGGCGCUGGAGGGGGGCUUGGCCGCUCCGAGAAGCCCCGGCCUGGCGGCUGCCCGCCCUGCCAGCCUUCCCGCCGGAGCCGCCGCUGCCUCCGGCGGCCCUCAGGCUGCUGCUCGCCCUCUCCGGUAGUCCCACCACCGGGCCCGCGCACGGCAUCUUCAGCUCUCCGCCUAUACAUCCUUGCUCUCUCUCUCUGUGCCCCUGUAUGUGACCAGCCGACAUCUGUGGCCAGUUCGCUGGUAUUAAUCUGGAGGAAAUGAAAUUUUUGCAACCGAUGAAGCAAAAAGGUCCCAGUUGAAAUCGCGGGGUAAAUGGCAGACGGUGCUUUUUAGCUUCAGCUCCAUUAAAGAAUUUGGAUUCCACAUGCCUUAUGCUUUCUAUUUAUUGAGGGCUAGGAAAAACUAACCAAUCUUAAUUAAAAGCAGCUGUUAAUAUUUUUUUUUAACCAAAUGUGAAAUUGUGAAUAUUUCCUUGAUGCUUACAGGCAUAGAUGCUUAUUGUAGUUGACUUAGUGCCUGAUGAGUAAUUCUCACUUGUGCUGUUACAGGAAAUAAACAUGCAGAACACUGCUGUCUCUUACAGGACACAGUUGUAAGAGAAGAUAAGAGGGAAUUUAAUAUAUAUAGCAAAGACGCUUUCUGAGAAGAAUUUAAAAUCCACGGAAUAUAAUUGAGAUUCAGAUAAGAACAAAUCUAUACGCAAAGUUCUAAAUAAAAGCCUUCAGAUAAAAUACACUUUGCCUUUAUUAGUCUCUGCAGUUUUCACAGUGUAGAAGUUUAAAUGGUAUCACUGUGAAAUGAUCCUGUGAUUUUGUUUUUUUUUUUCAAUUGGGAAAAUACCUAGUUAGAUGAGGAAGAUGAAUAUGUGAUGACAUUACAUGGGUGUAUGACUGACAUAAAAUGGGUAUUUUGGGAAAAUUUAUCUGUAUAACUUGAAGCUUUUGUAUAUGCAUCACUGUGUGCAGAAGUGAUUUUGCUGUAUCAGUAAGUAUUUCCUCUGAGGCCUGAGAGUAGCUGAAUUCUCUGCUCGCUAUGGUUCCUAUGCAACUAGCCUCUUAGAUGAUGCUCGUGGCAAUCCAUUUAGGUCACAAAUGUCCUUGUAACAAAAUUUCAGCAGAGAAACGAUCACUGUGAUAUUAUGUAUGUGUAAUGGUGCUUUCGGUGACCAGCAGCUCCUAAAAACCUUGGAGCAAAGGUAGCCAGAAAUACUACGCAAGUCCUGUAACUUUCGGUUGAAGAGCAGAUAGGUUUAUGAUGGGUGCAGCUGCUACGCCACCGUAAUGUCAUUAAAAACACCGAAUGAGGGGCAGACGCUGUGAUACGCUGUGCUUCUGCAUGUAGACAAUACUGAAUUGUAACAAAAUAAUUUGGUUUUAUGCCACCCUGGUUUGCAUAAUACCAGUCUCUGGCCUAUUUUGGGCUUCUCAACGUGGCCAUGUCUUUCCCUCAGCACAGGGAUGUAUUUCACGUGUGGCCUUCCAGCCCUAGCAAUGGGAGAAGGCUGGAAAUGGGCUGUGCCAAGGUCACGUUCUUUGUCAUCACAGCUCUCAUGGUACUGUCUUCUGGGGAAUAGCUGUGGCUCCAGAAAGGGACCACAGGUCUAAUGGAGGUUAGCGGAGAGAAAAAGGAGAACUUAACUGCCCCUGCCCUUGGGCCUAGAAGACACUAAAGAUUUCUUAACACCACAGCAACAGCUGUACUCGGUACUUUUGGGGUGUUAUUCUUGGGAAAGUUUGAGCUUGUCUAUCAUGGAGAUGCAGUAGUUUUGCUAAGUAUGUUUUGUAUAUGUCAAGAGUGAAAACCAAAGUUUGAUCUUGCGUAACUUGUAUUGUUGAAAUGUACAGGAACGACCUGCAAGCUUAUUUGUGUAGCCACAUAUGUACAGCUAUGCUUUAUUCAUACAGGCUAAGGUGAAGCCUUUAAAGCAUACGUGUUUCAGCACACUAUUGGUUUUUAAUAGCAUUUCAUUUGCAGUCACCUACGUUCAAUGCUAAUUCCCUGCUAAAAUUGUCAAGUCUGUAGAAUAAAAUCAUUACUUUUAUGUUUUUAA